GACAACGACGGCGACGACGACGACGACACAUGCAUGCCACAUCCUUACUCACCUCCGAUCACGACAUCGGUAUCCUUGAAUUUUUUAUUAUGACCUGAAGAAGAAGAAGUAAAUAAGAGACACCCCCAUCACCUCUACCGACCAGCGACUGUUCUGGUCCAAAACAAAGCAAAAAGAAUUAAAAAAUUAAAAGACGAGACGAGACAACAAGAAGAAAAGGAAAGAAACAACAAACUCAUCAUAUCUACCGUUCACCCAACAACCACAGACACCAGCAAAACACACAACCACCACCCUGCAGCAGAGAGACAAGACGCCAUGGCCGACAGGACCUCACGACAGGCGCCGCCCCCGCCGGGCGCCCCGCGACGACAAGUCCGGAGGAACCUCUUUCAGGGCCUGACGAGGCGGCCGACGGGCCCCACAGGGGCCCCCGUGGUAUCGAGUUCGAGUGCUGCUGCUGCCCUCGGAGGAGGGGUAGGGGUUUCGGUUUCUGCUGCUGCGGCCGCAGUCGCCGGUGGUAACAGCAUGGUGACGGGCGCCGUGAGCGGUUCGUCGUCGGGGGGGACCUCGGCCGAGACGCUGCGGCUCGACGUCGAUGUGCUCUCGGACGCCGGACCUCCCACGGGGGCGGCGGCGGCGGCGGCGGGACCGCUCGAGAUCGUCGUGCGCGACGAGCAUGGCGAUGUUGAGCUGGGCGAGCUGCCGACGCUGGUCUUUGACGAGGCUGACGAGGUGGCGGCGAUGGAUGACCGAGAGGAGAGCAACAAAGAGCGGCAGAGGCUGGCGGAGGCGGUGAAGCAGCAUCAAGUCAACCAUACUGCGGUCCGUGAGCAGCCUGAAGAGCUGCUUGAAGCUGUCAAGGCUAGUCUUCGGGCCAAGGUCGCUGCUCUCGCCGAAGACAAUUGGAUGUAUGAGGCCGAGCCAGAGCUGCCCCGAGCCUUUUGAACGCGAUGCAGGGCCCAACUAUCAUUUGCGAAACCGGGCGCAAUGUCGCCACAGCAUUCUGUCUCAUGUUUUAGCGUCCGGUGUCACGGCCGAACUUGGAGGCAUAUUCGGCGGAAAAAAGGGCC
Messenger RNA from Colletotrichum destructivum, 1073 nucleotides. RefSeq lists its product as uncharacterized. Bases 319 to 948 code for a protein of 209 amino acids. The record is from RefSeq and is a predicted model, not a curated record. NCBI's taxonomy places the organism in Eukaryota, Fungi, Ascomycota, Sordariomycetes, Glomerellales, Glomerellaceae. The transcript has 3 exons.